UCACUUUGGCCUGCUCAAGACCAAUCUGGCAUAAAGAUACAGCUCCGAGGUAAUUAUGGAUCUGAUCAAUUCUACUGAUUACCUGAUCAAUGCCUCUACUUUAGUAAGAAACAGCACUCAGUUUCUAGCUCCUGCAUCAAAAAUGAUUAUUGCCCUUUCUUUGUACAUUUCAUCUGUAAUUGGUACCAUCACCAAUGGCCUCUAUCUAUGGAUGCUAAGAUUCAAGAUGAAACAGACUGUCAAUACUCUCUUAUAUUUUCAUCUCAUUUUCUCAUAUUUUAUUUCAACAUUGAUUCUGCCAUUUAUGGCCACUUCCCAACUUCAGGACAAUCACUGGAACUUUGGAACUGCCUUGUGCAAGGUCUUCAAUGGCACUUUGUCUCUGGGGAUGUUCACCUCUGUUUUCUUCCUUUCGGCCAUCAGUCUUGAUCGUUACCUUCUCACUCUUCACCCAGUGUGGUCCCAGCAGCACCGAACCCCACGCUGGGCUUCCGGCAUUGUCCUAGGAGUCUGGAUCUCAGCCGCUGCCCUCAGCAUCCCGUAUUUGAUUUUCAGAGAGACACAUCAUGACCGUGAAGGAAAGGUGACUUGCCGAAAUAACUAUGCUGUGUCUAGUAACUGGGAAAGCAAGGAGAUGCAAGCAUUAAGGCAGUGGAUUCAUGUAGCCUGUUUCAUCAGCCGCUUCUUCCUGGGCUUUCUUCUGCCUUUCUUCAUCAUCAUCUUUUGUUAUGAAAGAGUAGCCAGCAAGGUGAAAGAGAGGGGCCUGUUUAAAUCCAGCAAGCCCUUCAAAGUUAUGAUGACUGCCAUUGUCUCUUUCUUUGUGUGUUGGAUGCCCUAUCAUAUAUACCAGGGUUUACUCCUCACUAAGAACCAGUCACUACUUUUAGAGUUGACUCUGAUACUUACAGUGCUAACCACUUCUUUCAAUACUAUCUUUUCUCCCACACUCUACUUAUUUACUGGGGAGAACUUCAAAAACGUCUUCAAGAAGUCCAUUCUUGCUCUGUUUGAGUCAACAUUUAGUGAGGAUUCUUCUGCAGAAAGGACGCAAAACCUAAACUCAGAAGCCUAAAUUUAA
This is a messenger RNA of Mandrillus leucophaeus (drill), 1078 nucleotides long. RefSeq names its product G protein-coupled receptor 33 (gene GPR33). The transcript has 2 exons. Gene Ontology annotation, biological process: positive regulation of cytosolic calcium ion concentration; complement receptor mediated signaling pathway; phospholipase C-activating G protein-coupled receptor signaling pathway. Gene Ontology annotation, cellular component: plasma membrane. Gene Ontology annotation, molecular function: complement receptor activity; G protein-coupled receptor activity. The record is from RefSeq and is a predicted model, not a curated record. The coding region runs from base 56 to 1072 and encodes 338 amino acids. NCBI's taxonomy places the organism in Eukaryota, Metazoa, Chordata, Mammalia, Primates, Cercopithecidae.